Messenger RNA from Sporothrix brasiliensis 5110, 2160 nucleotides. RefSeq lists its product as uncharacterized. The record is from RefSeq and is a predicted model, not a curated record. Lineage: Eukaryota; Fungi; Ascomycota; Sordariomycetes; Ophiostomatales; Ophiostomataceae. Bases 1 to 2160 code for a protein of 719 amino acids. The transcript has a single exon.
AUGCCACCUCGACUGCGGCCGCGGCCGCUUCUGGGUCCUGGCCAUUCUCUCUUCACAGCACAAGUCCGGCUAGCACGGCCUGCGGCGACACGAUCAUCACAGGCGUGUCUCUUCUGCUCGCUUCAACAACGCGCAGCAUUCCAACCUCAAGCAGCACAUGCACGCCUUGCCGGCAGACAGCAGUCAAUAGCACGGCGAGGCGCAUCGACAGCGACGGCAGUAUCAGCUGCAGAAGCCGCGGGGCCUGUACCCGCUGUGGAAGAAGCGCCCGUCGAACCGCUCUCCAGGCGAACCUCGGCACAGAUUCGCGCCGACCUCGCCGACACCCUCGGCGCCCUUCAGCAAGAAGCCGGCGCUCUCCUCAACAUAUCACGCCUCCAGCUGGCCAUCCGCAGUCUGCAGCAGCCUGCCGGCCAGGAGUCCGUACGCGUUGCCAUUCUCGGUCUCACCGGCGCGGCAUCGACCUCCCCGGUCCAGGGAGGCAGGUCCGCCAAGCAGCUGCUGCGACUUGUCCUUGCCGACCCGUUGCAGGAUGAGCAGGCAUGGGAGGCCCAGCUUGCCGACCACGACCCAAAGAAGCCAUUGAUUGUGCGCGUACGGGGUGCGGCUGAGGGCGCCAACGGCUCGGCAGCGUCGGCAGCUGCAUCAACACUAAACGUGCGCUUCGACAAGGACGAAGGCCUCACCGAGAUGGAGGUUUCCUCGCCCGUCCUCAACGGAAACCAGCUCGAGUUCCUCGUCAUGGAAUCCUCGCUCGCCGUCCCAACACCACCGGCGUCUGCCACAUCUGACCCGCUCGAAGGCACUACGGAGACGUUUGAAGAGACGGUGCUCGUGCCGGAGGUUGAGAUUCCCACGUCGCAGGACGGCCUGCGCUUCACACCCGUCACGACGCCCGUGCACCAAGCCCUGGUCGUCGCCGACGGCCUACUGGGUGCAGCUGCGGUGGCCAACCUACCGCUCAGUGCCUACCCAGACGAGAUGAAGGGUGCUGUCAACCUGCGUCUACCCGUACCUGAAGCUGCGGCCACAAACACGACCAGCCUUCCAUUUACAACGUUCGACAUUGCCACAUCCUCCGAGGCCAUUGCCCUCUUCCGCGCCAGCGUCGCCAACGCCAAGGCGUACGAGACGCUCUGGGUGCGCGGCGGCGUCUCCGAACUGAGCCGCUGGCUGCGCGACGGCGCCGUGCACCGCCCCGACGGCACCACUAAGCCGCCCGUGCGCCAGCUCGUCGCCUCCGUCCUCCGCAACGCGCUCGCCAGCAUCCAGACCGCCGAGGCCAAGCUCGUCAGCGCGUCCACCACGUCCCAGUCCGAGGUGCCCGUCGCCCGCGCGUUCGCCUCGCUCGACACCGGCCUCGCCGACUGGGCCGAGUCAGCGCACGCUGAGCUGCAGACGCAGCUGGACCUGGCCUUUUCUGGUCGCCGGUGGCGCAAGCUAGGCUGGUGGAAGCUGUUUUGGCGCGCCGACGACGUGACGAUGCUGUCGUCGGGCCUGGUGGCGCAGCAGUUCCUGCCCCAGGCCGAGCAGGAUGUGGUGUUUCUGGCCGGGCGCAUCGACGAGGCUGUGCGGCUGUCGGGACUGCGCACGUCAGAGGAAAAGGGAACCAGCGGCGCCAUCGGGCAGUACCCAAUCCCCGUCGUCGCAGUGGAGCCCACCGAGAACACGGCAGGCGCCGUGGAACUCCUCGCGUCCCCAGCGGGCCCCCGGACGCACUGGCCGACGCACAUUGCCUUUACUCGCCGCUACUUGCUGGAUGAGACCGUCCCUGCGCUGCAGGCGCUCGCACAGAGUCUUGUUUUGCAGACGGCCGGCACGUCCGGCCUGGCGACCGCUCUGGCUGUGCUGACGUACUUGUCGUCGUCGGGCGCCUACGAGGCCGGCGCCAUCGCUGCCGUCGGUCUCGUGUGGAGCCUGGGCCGCAUGCAGAAGAAGUGGGAGGCGGCACGGGCGUUUUGGGAGGGCGAAGUGCGCGAAGAGGGCCGCAAGGCCGUGCGGGCCGUGGAGGCGAGCGUGGCGACGGCGCUGGACGAGGCGCGCGACGCAGCUGUGUCGGGCGGCCAGGGCGGCGCGGACCGGCGGCAGCAGCUGAAUGACCUUCGCAAGGCGCGGGCCCUGGUUGAGAAGGCCAAGGAAGAGCUCGCCCAGUUGAAGUAG